Rotaria socialis is the source of this 1110-nucleotide messenger RNA. The record is from the annotation of a GenBank genome assembly. NCBI's taxonomy places the organism in Eukaryota, Metazoa, Rotifera, Eurotatoria, Philodinida, Philodinidae.
AUGACAUACAAGGGUGACAGGAUAACAAUAACGUUGAACAGUGUUGAGAGUACUGUAAUCGAGCGAAAUUCAUAUCCAGCUGCAGUACGCAAUGCCGUGCCAAAUAAUUCAAUAUCUUCAUCUCCGCCCUAUAUGAAACAUUUUAGUUUACUCUUUUUAACUUUACAAAAUGUUACUAGCAUAUUACUAUUACGUUAUGUACGUACAACACCAGGACCACGUUUUAUAAAUUCAACAGCUGUACUCAAUUCUGAAAUACAAAAAACAGUUUUAAGCAUUUUAUUAUUGAUAUAUGAACAAAAAAGUGUUGUCGGAAGUUUUAAAUUAUUAUAUCAUGCAGUCAUAUGUAACGCAAAAGAUACAUUAAAAACCGGCAUACCAGCAUUACUUUAUACAUUACAAAAUAAUCUUCUUUUCGUUUCAAUUUCGAAUUUAGAUGCCGCUACUUUUCAAGUUAGUUUUCAAUUAAAAAUUUUCACAACAGCUAUCUUUACCGUGUUUCUACUUCAUCGUCAAUUCAGUCUUGUUCAAUGGUUGGCAUUAUUUCUUCUUUUUUUUGGUAUAUCUCUUGUGCAAAUCGAAAACAUGACAUCAACAACACCAAAACAAGAUGUCAAUGCUAUAUUAGGAUUUAUUUCUGUUGUUAGCGCUUGUAUACUAAGUGGUUUAGCUGGUGUGUACUUUGAAAAAAUUCUCAAAGGUAGUGAUACAUCAGUAUGGAUCCGAAAUAUUCAAUUAGGAAUAUUCGGUAUGCUAUUUGGUUUCCUAACUGCAUAUAUGUCUGAUGGAACAGAAAUAAAAAAGAAAGGUUUUCUAUUUGGCUAUACAGAUUUAGUAUGGAUCGCAAUUACAAUUCAAUCAGCAGGCGGUCUUCUUGUUGCAUUAGUUGUUAAAUAUGCUGAUAAUAUAUGGAAAGGUUUUGCAACAUCAGCAGCUAUUAUCAUAUCAUGCAUUAUAAGUAUGGGUUUAUUUGAUUUUCAAUUAACCGUUCUGUUUGCUUUUGGCGCAAUAUUUGUUAUAUUUUCAAUAUUUCUUUACUCUAAACCAGAUUUAAUUAUGCAUAUGCCAGUAGUUAAUAUUAUUUUUAAAGAUAAAUCAGUUUUAUUUUAA